Messenger RNA from Emericellopsis atlantica, 1683 nucleotides. RefSeq names its product ketopantoate reductase PanE/ApbA-domain-containing protein. The record is from RefSeq and is a predicted model, not a curated record. Gene Ontology annotation, biological process: pantothenate biosynthetic process. Gene Ontology annotation, cellular component: cytoplasm. The transcript has 3 exons. Bases 357 to 1400 code for a protein of 347 amino acids. Gene Ontology annotation, molecular function: 2-dehydropantoate 2-reductase activity. NCBI's taxonomy places the organism in Eukaryota, Fungi, Ascomycota, Sordariomycetes, Hypocreales, Bionectriaceae.
UAGUGUCAAUAAAUGGAGAUGCUGUUUACUUGCUAUAAUGAAAGUGAACUGGACGAAGCUCCAUGUCGACGUCGGCUGGCUGUCGAUCAUGGACAACGAUGCCGACCCAACCCCGAAAUGAACCGAGCCACGUCCACGACAUGCGCUCUUGGACUCAAGCCCACCUCUCACCAGUUCACCAUAUCCCCGAUUCCACGCGUACCAACGAGGCAGUUCAAUUGCACUUGUGUAUUGACCGCCUCACAAUCUAGCGACUGUUGUUAUCGCGCACAGCCAAACCAGCACACCAUAGAGACGCCACAUCAGCAACCUUGAUCGCGUGCACUGGGCAACCGAUCACCGACCACAUCGUAAUCAUGGCUAAGCAAACGUCAGACCGCAAAGUCAACAUUGUCUUCAUAGGUGCGGGGGCGGUCGGAUGCUUCUACGCGUCAAGGUUACAUCACCCCGAAAAUAGUCUUCAUGUCUCGCUGGUUGCCAGAUCAAACUACAAGGCCAUCGAGCAAUCGGGUGUCCAAUUAAAGACGCGGACGUUUGGCGACUACACGUUUCAACCGGAGGCGGCGUACCCAUCCGUCCAGGCGGCCGCCGGGGCUGAAGGCGGUUGGGACUUUAUCUUUGUGACGACCAAAGCGUUGCCAGAUGUCAGCGAUGACUCGGAAAUGAUCACGCCCCUGGUAGGCUCCAAGUCAUGCAUUGUUUUGAUCCAGAAUGGCGUUGGGGUGGAGGAGCCCUUCCGGAAGAGGUUUCCCCAAACACCUAUUGUGAGUGCCGUGACCAUUGUCAGCGCAGAGCAGAUAUCUCCCGGCGUGAUAAGGCAGAACCGUUGGACGAGAGUCAGCAUCGGCCCCUUUACAGAUGGGUUGGGCAAAACCGGGGAUACCGAGCUGGAGCGCCGUGGGCAUCAGGCAACGGAGGACCUGACGAGGUGGUGGACAGACCUCGGCGGCAUCAAGGACGUGGAGCCUCACGAUGAGGUUGGGCUGCAGACGGUGCGCUGGCACAAGCUGUGCAUCAACGCUGCCAUGAACCCUUCUGCUGUUCUGUCUGGUGGGCGCGGGAAUGCCUCCAUGGUCACCGACCCAGAGCUACGGCAGCACCUUGCGGGUGUCAUGCACGAGAUAUGGGAUGCAGCGCCCAAGAUCCUGGGGAGGCCAUUCCCAGACAGCAUGGCACGGCCUGAAAGGAUCCUGAAGAGCACGGAGCGCAACGUCGGUGCGAGGCCGAGCAUGCUCCUGGAUUGGGAGGCAGGACGACCCAUGGAAGUCGAGGUCAUUCUGGGCAAUCCUGUGAGGAUAGCUCGGGAGAGUGGUGUCGAGAUGCCGAGGUUACAGACGCUGUAUGCUUUGGUAAGGUCGGCGCAGGAGAUGAGGAAGCAGGCUCUCAAGGGCAAGCUGUGAAAACGAUCGACACGCAAGUCACAGUGGCGUCACAAGCAACAGCGAACGGGAAGUUGCAUUUUUGUCGAUUCGAGAUCAAGAUCGGAGGCUGUGACCAACGUCUCUGGGUAUCUACCUUUCCUGAGCUGCUACGUGUGAUCACCAAACGAUUGGUCAAACUCCACACUACGGCAUGGCACGUUCGAUGACAGGCAAAUAUCAAACUUGGCAGUCCAAGGCAUACGCGUCCUUUGAUUUCAUAGCGAUAUUUGAUUACUUGCACUCCCACUUUGGCGUCAAGAGU